Penicillium nucicola is the source of this 1479-nucleotide messenger RNA. RefSeq names its product putative MFS transporter. The coding region runs from base 1 to 1479 and encodes 492 amino acids. NCBI's taxonomy places the organism in Eukaryota, Fungi, Ascomycota, Eurotiomycetes, Eurotiales, Aspergillaceae. The record is from RefSeq and is a predicted model, not a curated record. Gene Ontology annotation, biological process: transmembrane transport. Gene Ontology annotation, cellular component: plasma membrane. Gene Ontology annotation, molecular function: transmembrane transporter activity. The transcript has 8 exons.
AUGGGUGCCACAGAUUUCAAGGAGCCUCUUGAUAAUGGCGAGAGCCAGUCUAGCUCGCAGCAUGACAAUGAACUCCCUCCUCUUACGUCGACGACCGAGCGCAGACUGAUGGCCAAGGUUGAUUGGCAUAUUCUGCCUUGCUUGUGUAUUCUGUACCUGCUGGCCUUUUUGGAUCGUGUUAAUAUCAGUAAUGCCGCUAUUCUGGGUCUCAAGGAGGAUUUGAACAUUACCGAUGGAACGAAAUAUAACAGUGCGCUCACGAUCUUUUUCGUCCCGUAUAUUCUGUUUGAGGUUCCUUCAAAUAUGCUGUUGAAGAAGCUCAAGCCUCACGUUUGGUUAUCGGCUUGUAUGUUCAUGUUUGGCCUGGUUCUGGUCUUCCAAGGGCUGGUUAGCAAUUGGAGUGGACUGAUGGCCACUCGGUUCUUUUUGGGAGUCUUCGAGACGGGCAUGUUUCCUGGAUGCUUCUAUCUGAUGGGCAUGUGGUAUAAGCGUUCAGAAGCUCAGAAGCGUUUCAGUUUCUUCUUCAGCUCCACCAGUCUUGCUGGUGCCUUUGGUGGUCUGCUUGCCAGUGGAAUCGGAAAGAUGGAUGGUAUUCGUGGCUACGGUGGCUGGCGCUGGGUCUUCAUCAUUGAGGGCGUUCUGACCAGUGUUGUUGCUCUGAUUUUGUUCUUCUUCAUUGCUGAUUUCCCCGAGGAUGUGAAAUGGCUGAGCGAAGAAGAGCGCACCUACAUGCGCGCCAAAUUGGCCAAGGAUGUUGGCAAGGCUGCUCACCAUGUUCGCAUGGGCAAGAAGGAAGUGUUCAGUGUUUUCAAGGACUACAAGGUCUUCAUUGGAGGCAUGAUGUACUUCGGUCUGAUUGUUCCCGCCUACAGUUACGCCUACUUCGCUCCUACUAUCAUCAAGUCCUACGGAUACGAUUCUAUCAAAACUCAGCUCUACUCCAUUCCUCCCUGGGCUGCAUCCUUUGGUGUCUCAAUGAUCAUCGCGUUCUUCUCCGAUAGAAUGCAUCAGCGGUUCGCAUUCACACUGAUUCCAAUGUUCAUUGCAAUUGCCGGUUUUGCAAUGCUGCUUUCGAUCACCAGCAAAGCUCAGACAAAUGCGCAGUAUGGUGCUCUGUUUCUAGUCACUAGCGGUUGCUACGCCGCCAUGCCUGUGAUUGUAUGUUGGUUCGCCAUGAAUUUAGGAGGACACCACAGGCGCAGCGUGGGAACUGCUUGGCAGGUAGGCUUUGGUAACAUCGGUGGUAUCAUCGCGACAUGGUCUUUCGUGGAGAAGAAUGGAAAGAUCGACUACCGAACCGGUUACAUCAUUUCUCUAUCCUUCGUCUGCGUCUCUAUCGCAGCUUGCGUUGCCUAUCUCAUUGCAAUUGUGUGGGAAAACAAGAAGCGUGAUCGAGCUGCAGUUGAUCCUACUUCCAUUGGGGAGGAUGAGGAAGAAUACCUCGGUGAUCUGGCUCCUACUUACCGAUAUGCAUACUGA